AGAUAGAAUAUCAGAAAGAGGAGGAAGAAGAAAUGGACAUGAUCAGCAUGUUGCCUGUGGAGUGCAUCUCCCUCAUCAUUUCCUUUACAUCACCGCGCGAUGCCUGCAGAUCAUCAGUGGUCUCGCCUGUCUUGAGAAUAGCUGGGGAUUCUGAUUUUGUCUGGGAGAGGUUUCUCCCUCGGGAUUAUAAGCAAAUCGUUUCACAGUCUUCUUCGUCAUCGAUAUUGAAUUCCAUGUCCAAGAAGGAUCUCUACUUUCAUCUCUGCAGUCACCCCAUCAUCAUAAGCAAUGGUAACAUGAGCUUUGCACUAGAAAAGCAGAGCGGCAAGAAGUGUUAUAUGGUACGCGCUAGAGGGCUUGCAAUUGCAUGGGCAAAUACACCCACCUAUUGGCAGUGGAUAGCUUCAUCGAACUCCAGGUUUGCUGAAGUGGCUGAGCUCAAACUUGUAUGGUGGCUGGACAUCAAGGCAUGCAUAGAGACUAAGAAUUUAUCCCGAGGAACAACCUAUGCAGCUUACCUAGUGUAUCAGCUUUCACAACACAGAUAUGGAUUUGAAUCACCUCUUGUGUCACGUAUCAGUUAUCAACAAAGUGAAGUUGGGACUGUGCAUAGUGUGAUCCUAGACCCUACGCCUGCGCGAGCUCGAAACAGAAGAGAUGGGUGGAUAGAGGUUGAGAUUGGUGAAUUUUUCAUAGAAGAGGGAGACGACGACGAUGAUGGUGAUGUUAUAGAGUGCAGCGUAAAAGAAGUCAGCUAUUCUAAGCGUGGCCUCAUCGUUGAAGGUAUUGAGGUGAGGCCUAAAGAGAUACUGCUCAAUGUUCCUUAGUUUUUUCAUAGAGAGCCAGAAAAAUGUAACAGGAAUAGGUGAGAUCCUAAAACGUGAGCAUGGCCCUUUAUUUGGUUAGAGAAUGUAUGUUUUUGGCAUAUGAAUUGUACUGCAUACGAUAUUUUAUGUUACCUCACCUCAUCUAUCGAUAUUAAAACCGCAUCAAAAAAGCAGAUAAUUUGGUACUA
Molecule: messenger RNA, 1015 nt
Organism: Argentina anserina (silverweed cinquefoil)
Lineage: Eukaryota; Viridiplantae; Streptophyta; Magnoliopsida; Rosales; Rosaceae
Product: putative F-box protein PP2-B12
Exons: 3
Coding region: 33-827 (264 amino acids)
Molecular function (GO): protein binding
Source: RefSeq, a predicted model, not a curated record